Molecule: messenger RNA, 6121 nt
Organism: Puntigrus tetrazona (Sumatra barb)
Lineage: Eukaryota; Metazoa; Chordata; Actinopteri; Cypriniformes; Cyprinidae
Gene: large1
Product: LARGE xylosyl- and glucuronyltransferase 1
Exons: 15
Coding region: 536-2809 (757 amino acids)
Biological process (GO): protein O-linked glycosylation via mannose
Molecular function (GO): glucuronosyltransferase activity; xylosyltransferase activity
Source: RefSeq, a predicted model, not a curated record
AGAACUGGAGGAGGCUGGGAAACAAACAGGGAGUGUUGUGUGGACUAGAGGCCGCAGUGUUCGUAUUAUCCGCCUCGAUAUCACAAAAACGAUCGGAUAAACGGCGCGUUUAGUGGAUCGCGCCGCAUAACUAGCGUGCAGGGGAACAGAAGACGAUAUUUCCCGCCAAUCUUUACCACAGAUUUACCACAUCAAUCAAAUACAGCAUGCGGCAUUUUACGCGCUGAUCUUGCAUCUGAAAUGAACACAGACGCGUCUUGAGAGACACUGACAUAUCUGUGCUAUCGCUCCCGGUGAUUUUUGACUGGAUUCGUGAAGACGACUGACAUUAAAAGCGUUAGUACUUCAUUCAUUCACAUAUCGCACGGAUACCGAAGAUUGUGUCUGUCUAUCAUUUGGGGUUUAUUUUAGUGACAAUAAAGGACUCGUCCAGUUACAAGUGAUUCAACAUCACAGAGCAGUGCCAUGCACCCCCUGUCCAAACAGCUGAUGCCCACAUAGAGGUCUCUGAUCAGACACCCUCUGGCUACAGAGGAUGCUGGGAAUGUGUCGUGGGCGCAGGAAGUUUGUGGCUGCCUCCCUCGCCCUGAUCUUUAUCCCAGCCCUCACCUGGCUCUAUCUGUCAUCUGCAAAUUUCACAGUCAAACCUCUGCCUCUGUCGCCGCUGGAUCCUCAGUCAUCUGUGCUGAUCGGAGCGGCUGCUGAGCAUCAGGAUUUGGAGCUGCGACUACGAGAUGUGGAGGAACGUAACCAUGCGCUGCGGAGAGAGAUUAGCCUGCCGCCCAGGGUUCCAACCCAUAGCAGCCAUCAUAGGAACAGUCGCCAAGGCAACCAUUUACACACCCAUUCCACAGAAGAGGGUACAGGUGAUAGCGAGGCUAAAAAAGGAGCAGCCUCGGGCAACAGUUCGGACUGUGUGCCUCAGCCUGUGGUGAACAAAUGUGAGACCAUUCAUAUUGCCAUUGUGUGUGCGGGAUACAAUGCGAGCAGAGAUGUUGUCACACUGGUCAAGUCAGUUCUGUUUCACAGGCGUAACCCACUCCACUUCCAUUUCAUCACGGACUCCAUUGCUCGGAAGAUCCUGGCCGAUCUCUUUCACACCUGGAUGGUGCCGGCUGUUCACGUCAACUUUUAUGAUGCUGAUGAGCUGAAGUCUGAGGUGUCUUGGAUCCCUAACAAGCAUUAUUCUGGCAUCUACGGCCUGAUGAAACUGGUGCUGACCAAGACGCUGCCCUCUGACCUACAGAAGGUCAUUGUCUUGGAUACUGACAUCACCUUUGCCACAGACAUCGCUGAGCUGUGGGUCGUCUUCCACAAGUUCAAGGGUCAGCAGGUUCUUGGUUUGGUUGAGAAUCAGAGUGAUUGGUACCUGGGGAACCUGUGGAAGAACCAUCGGCCAUGGCCAGCGCUGGGCAGAGGCUUUAACACCGGCGUGAUUCUGCUGUUGUUGGAUCGUUUGAGGAAGCUAAAGUGGGAGCAGAUGUGGCGGCUUACGGCAGAGAGAGAGCUCAUGAGCAUGCUGUCUACAUCUCUUGCUGAUCAGGACAUCUUCAAUGCUGUGAUCAAGCAGAACCCGUUCCUGGUGCACCAGCUGCCCUGCUUUUGGAACGUUCAGCUGUCGGAUCACACCCGCUCCGAAAAGUGCUACAAAGACGUGUCUGACCUCAAGGUGAUUCACUGGAACUCUCCAAAGAAACUACGCGUAAAGAACAAACAUGUGGAGUUCUUCAGGAAUCUCUAUCUGACAUUUCUGGAGUACGACGGGAACCUGCUGAGACGAGAGCUCUUUGGCUGUCCCAGCGAAACGGACCACAACUCGGAGAAUCUUCAAAAGACACUGUCUGAGCUGGAUGAAGAUGACCCGUGUUAUGAGUUUCGUCGGGAGCGCUUCACAGUCCACCGCACACACGUCUAUUUCCUGCACUAUGAGUAUGAACCAGCCUUAGAUAACACUGACGUGACACUGGUGGCCCAGCUGUCUAUGGACAGACUUCAGAUGCUAGAGGCCAUCUGUAAACACUGGGAAGGGCCCAUCAGCCUGGCCCUCUACCUCUCAGACGCUGAAGCCCAGCAGUUCUUGCGAUACGCUCAGGGCUCUGAGGUCCUGAUGAGUAGGAGCAAUGUAGGAUACCACAUAGUGUAUAAAGAAGGCCAGUUCUACCCUGUUAACUUGCUGCGCAAUGUUGCUAUGGGGCAGGUCAACACACCCUACAUGUUUCUAUCUGAUAUCGACUUUUUGCCCAUGUAUGGACUCUAUGAGUACCUCAGGAAAUCGGUUGUUCAGCUUGAUAUGGGGAACACUAAAAAGGCUCUUGUGGUUCCAGCUUUUGAAACUCUGCGUUAUCGGCUGUCCUUUCCCAAAUCAAAAGCAGAGCUCCUGUCACAGCUCGACAUGGGCACUCUGUUCACUUUCAGAUAUCAUGUCUGGACAAAAGGUCACGCUCCAACAGACUUUGCCAAAUGGAGAACUGCUACAACACCAUACCGAGUUCAGUGGGAGGCUGACUUUGAGCCGUAUGUUAUGGUCAGAAGAGAAAGCCCAGAGUACGACAGGCGCUUUGUGGGGUUUGGGUGGAAUAAAGUAGCUCACAUCAUGGAGCUGGAUGCUCAGGAGUACGAGUUUGUGGUUCUGCCCAAUGCCUACAUGAUCCACAUGCCCCACGCGCCCAGUUUCGACAUCACCAAGUUCCGCUCGAACAAACAGUACCGUGCUUGUCUGAAGACGCUGAAGGAGGAGUUUCAGCAAAAUAUGUCUCGGCGCUAUGGUUUUGCCGCGCUCAAAUACAUGACAGUGGAUAACAACAGCUAGCCAAGCACACCGUUGAGCGAACCGCUAAAAUAACUGCCGUGAGCUGAUGGAGGAGUGCUGUGUGACGGCACGUUUCUGGAUGCGUUCAGUGAAACUGAGAUGGCAGGGUCAUUAGGAGGCACAGCUCAUGAUCAUCCAUUCAUUCAGGGAUCCGAUAAGACGUUUAUCAGUGGUGUUUGUUAGAAAUAAACUGCUGAUUAGAAGUCAAGCAUGAACUUUUGUGAGAAGGCAAGCAAAGAUCCCACAAAUGGAGGCUUCUAGAAUAAAUAAAGUCUGUUGUUAUUUAUAAUUGAUGGACAACAACACUGAUGCACAUCAGAUUAAAACCUUGAAUUUGUCUGUCUAUCUUUCGGUCCUUCUAACCAUUUGCUUGUGUAUCUGUCAGUCUUUUUGUUUCUCUCUAUUAUUUUAAGCAUCUGUCUAUAUUUCUGUUUGUCUAGCUAUAUGUCUGCGUCUUUCUUUAUAAGAGUCUGUCUUUUGAUCUGCUUACCUAUUUAUCUUAUAUCUUUCCGUCUAGUUUUCUGCCUCUCUCUCUUUUUCUCUUUCUAUUCAUCUUUACGAUCAAUAUAUCUCUAACAAUAUGUAUAUUUCUCUAACAAUCUAUAUCUCUUAACCUCUCUAGCUUUCUAUAUCACAUUUGAUUUCGAUAUAUAUGUCUACACCUUUCUGUAUAAACUUACUAACCAUCUGUCUAUGUCUCUUUUCCUGUUUUUCUGUCUAGAUCCAUUUUAAAUUUUUUAAAAACAUCUUUAUCUACACUCACUAUAUCUCUAACGAUCUAUAUCUAAACAUCUGUCUAUCUCCCUUCCAUUUUGUCUGGCUAUAUCUUUAACAAGGUCUCAUUAUUUAACAAUCUGUAUUUCUUUACAUCUCAACAGUCUCUUUGUCAAACUAUCUGUCCACAUUUCACUGUUUGCAACGGUUCUUUUUUUAAAUUUUAUUUUGGGCUCUUUUUUAUAUUACGAUAAGACAGAACAGGUGCCAACUGCAUAAACGUAGCCUAUAGCCUUAUUAAUUUGACCAACUAGCUGUUAGCCGAGAGGCAGUCAGUCUAAUAUUUGGAUUAAAUUUAGACUAAUCUAUACUAUUAUGUAUUUUAAUGAAAUUAUGAGCAGUUGUAAAGAAAACAUUAGGCGACUAAUUUGUAAAACUAGACUUAACCCUUUUAUGUAGCUUGGAUCAGAUCUAACAGGAAGUGGGAAAGAAAGAGGGAGGCGUGAUAGGGAAAAGUCAUUGAGACAGGAUUCAAACUCAGGACGUCCCAUAGGAUAUCAGUAGGAUAUUUUUAUUUUUUUAAAUGGCUAUAUUACAAUUUGUCCGUUUAUAUCUCUGUCUAGCAAACUGUCAAACAAUCUCAACUGUAUCUCUCUGUACAUUUUCUUAUAUCCUCUGUCUCUCUUGCUUUCACUCUCUUAAUGCGAUCUGCCUGUCUAUUCAUAUCUAUUCUUAUCAUAUCAGUUUCUUGAUAUCAACACUUUGCUCCAGCAGUUUACAAUUUAUUUUCUCUCGUUCUCUUUCUCUCUCGAUUCAAGGUUUCUUUCUCAGUGCGUUGACCGUUGUUGCGUUCGGUGAGGUAUAGUUGGAUAUGUGUUCAUUCUCAGCGCAGAUGUGGACAAAUGUAAUAAACGGGGAUCUUCAUUUAUCGGACUGGCAAUAAUACGUAAUGAGAGGCCAAAGUGAACACGUCAUUGACACAUUAGAGAUGGUUAUUUAAGUGUUACUGACAGUCAUUCUCCAUCAAAUGGCAUCACACAUCAUACUAACAGACUGAUGCACUUAAAUACAGGCUUAAUUAACAGACUCAUUUUUUUUUUCCCGAAUUUGUUAAAGAUAGUGGAGUUUAUGCUGAUGCAGUAGCAGAACGUGUGUUUUGUAGUUACUUUGUACGCAGACUAUCAGCCAACAACAUGUCUGACUCAGGCUCUUGUUCAUAUUUUGCCUUUUUGCCACCCCGACAACACACAAACUCAACGUUGCCGAGACAUCUCUUAUCAGUUUUCUUAUACCUAUACGUCUCUACAUUUCCCGUUAUACUGACAUUUAGCAGUUUGUCGCAUUUAUGAUUGCGAAAUUUGUGAACCAGAUCUUUUGAAGGUGUUUAUACACAAUGUUUCGAACCUGAUGCUUUCUUCAACGGGCAUCUCGGCAGCACACGUGUGUAUCGAUGAAGUGCUUUUAAUAGGCUACAGUCUGUGUCGUGUGCAUUACAGUAUGCCCGCGAGAUCAUCUUUAUAAGCUGACCUCACCCACAGGACUGCUGCUUUAUUUUGUGUUAUUUUUAUUGGUUGGAACGGACCAUACACCGUUCACGCUUAAUGUUCUUCUAUACAGCCCCUUGUGGCGAAGCUGAGAACGCACUCGCACUUGCAUUGCAUCACAAAUUGCAUUGUAAUCAUUUUUGGAAGAAGUGUUUGUUUACAUACUUGCUUAGAGUACAUUGUGGGUCUAAUACAAAAUGAUUAAAAAAAAAAAAAAAAGAAUCUACGAAAACAACGCAAUGAAUGUGUGCCACUUAUAUUCAGAAUUGCAGGUGCAACAAAACAGACCUGGGCUAGUUGUCAAUUUAUUCAUUUUUUUUUUUUCUUUAGUGGCUAUUUCUCAGGGUGGGUUUAUUUUUAAAUCAGUUCCUGUAUAGAGAUAAACUGUAAUGUCUUGAGAAAGCUAAUUAUAUAUAUAUUUUUACCGGUAAUGUCCUGGAAACAAAAACAGUUAAUUCAGUACAGGGGCAGGUUGUCACACUGUAUGAAGUAAUAACUUUUUUUCUUUUUAAAGCAUUUGACACACACAUGUACACACACAAAAACCAUUUUAAAAAACUACAAUGUCAGUAUACUUUUGAUUUUACUUGUUCGACCUGUAUUACAAAAUUACAAUAUUCCCUGUGACAGCUAGCCCCAGUCACCUACGUAAGAAGUAAAACCAGCAGAUGACGUUAAUGAUGGACAACAUUUAUGUGUGACUUUUCUGAAGUGAAAUCUUUUGAGGGAUACUUUGUUCUAACCAUCCCCAUUUGUUUUGCAUUCAGCCGUCCAUGUUACUGUAUUAAAUAAAGUGCUGAUAUGUUCUGAUACGGACGUCUUAUGCCCUUCUGUGCAAGUUUCAUAGGUGGCAGUGUUACUACUGAGGUUCUGAGUGCCUAAUGAGAUGGUUGCUUCGAGCGGUGUCAUUAUUGUUCAGUAUUUUCCAAGGUUGUACGCGAGUACUGAUGUACUGAGCUGUAUGUGCACACUAGCUGAUUGAUGUGUGUGUUUGAUAUGAGUAUAAACAGCCACAUGUCCAAGAUAACACUGAUAAAACAGCUUAUGAAUUCAA